This is a messenger RNA of Plasmopara halstedii, 1485 nucleotides long. RefSeq lists its product as uncharacterized. NCBI's taxonomy places the organism in Eukaryota, Oomycota, Peronosporomycetes, Peronosporales, Peronosporaceae. The record is from RefSeq and is a predicted model, not a curated record. The transcript has 2 exons. Bases 1 to 1485 code for a protein of 494 amino acids.
AUGGUGGCUGGCGGUGGUCGUACCGGUCUAUCCUUGACGCCAGCACAACGCACAAUGGUUGAAAAGACUCGCGCUGUCCAGCAGCAACGCAUGGCGGCUUUAGAAGCCCAGCACGAACUCAAAUCCAAGUCUCGUUUGAAAAAACAGGAGAUUAAGACUCGCUGUCGAUCUCAACACGCGCCUGCUGCUCGGCGUCUCAUCUUGCGCCAUGUCGGUGGAGAACUUGCACACGUUGCAUAUCGAGAGCGAGAGUUGUCGAAAGCUCGAUCUGCGACAUCUCGCGACAGUAGUAAUUAUGAUUGUAAAGCAGUUGCGAGCAAUAAUGACGAAGAUCAAGUACAACAAAAAGCACAAGAUGCAGAUGACGGAUACGACGAAGAACGUUUCGGUCCCGUGCGUCGUCCACCUCGCAAGCAGCCGCUAAAUUUGUGGGUAUCGGUUUACAAACAGGAACUUGCUGAAGUCAUUGAGGCCAAGGACGAAACUCGACGCAAGCGCCUGGCUGCUGCGACCGAGUAUCGUGAUCAGCUUGCUCAGCAAGAGGCCGAGAAGCAGCGUCAACGCUUGGACGAGAAGUUUUUGGCUGACGCCUACGCGCGAGAACAAACAAAUCAACAGGCCGCGUGGCGUGAACAAGAGAACGUUAAGUUGAAGAAGAGACAGGAUCAGGUAGAGGAGGAAGCCCGACGAUGGCAGCAAGAACUUCGCAUUCAAGCUACGGCGUCUCGUAUGGCGCGAGAAAAAAAAGAGCUUAACGAGCAUCGAGCCCUUGAACGACUUCGCUUUUUAAAUGAAAAAGAUAGGCGUCGCAAGGCAGAGCGCAAGGCUGCCGAGAUGGAAGAGGUCGCACGAGUUCGAAAGGCAAAUGAGCAGCAGCUUGAAUUGAAGCGUCAAGCUGCGCUGCACGAUCAGCAACAAGAAAUUGAGCUUCAAAAAGCCUAUUCGAGGAGACUUGAGCAGCAGGAGGCUGCGCGUCGUGCAGAGCUUGACGCGAUACUUGUCAAACAGAGCCAAAAAGUGAAAAUGGCUCUUCUUAAUGUGAAAAGUGCUGAAGAGAAAGCGCGCGAGGAUGAAGAGCGUUCGCUUGCAGUGCAAGCGGCAGAGCGAGCUCGUGAAAACAAAUCAGUCGAGCUUAAAGAACGCAAGAAGCGCGAGGGUGCUCGUUUGCAGGUUCAGGCCUUAAUUCAGCAAAAAGAAGAGAAAAAGUCUCGACGAAAGUUAUUGGAAGAAGAAGAAGCUGCUGACGCGAACAAGUUGAAAGCAGACUUUCAUUCGUGGCAAAGUAAGCAAAAUGCAGAGAAGAAGAAAGCGUUUUACCGCAAUCGUGAAUAUCAAAAGCUGGUGCGACAGCAAAUGGAUGAAGAUAUCACGCGAAGAAAUGAUGAGGACAAAUACGGCAUGACUUUAUUAGAAGCGAAAUUGAAUUCUCAAUUGUUACUGAAAGCAGGAAUCAAGUCGCCACCGAAGGAUAUUCACAUUAGGUAG